ACCGAGUAAAGCAAUCCCUGCGAAAUUGCGGAGGUGUCUGAUCGUUACAAUUUUGUACAAAAAUUAAUAUCAAUCGCAUCAUUCAUUUCUGUAAUAAAUUAUUUUUCUUAAAAAAUUGAUUGAAUAUCCCUACAUUCAUCCCCUUUAUUUUCCCUAUAUAUAUAACAUAUCAAAAACAGUCAACAUCUCAGGAGAUCCACAUUUCAUCAUUCAAAUCACCAAAAAAAUAAAACUAAGAUCUCAACAAAAAUGGCCACCCUUUCUGUUCCUGCUGCUCUCCCUGAUGUUGCUGAGGAUGUUGAACAACUACACAAAGCCUUUUCAGGGUGGGGAACGAAUGAGGAAUUGAUCAUAACAAUAUUGGCUCAUAGGAAUGGGUACCAACGCAAGUUGAUCCGUGAGUUUUACCAGGAAACCUACGGUGAAGAUCUCCUUAAAACUCUCGACAAAGAGCUUACUAGUGACUUUGAGAGGGCAGUACAUUUGUUUACCCUGGAUCCUCCAGAGCGCGAUGCAUUUUUGGCUAAUGAAGCUACUAAGAAGUUCACUUCCAGCAACUGGGUUCUCAUUGAAGUUGCUUGUACACGUUCUUCAGAGGAUCUCUUUAAUGCUAGGCGAGCCUACCAUGCUCGUUACAAGAAAUCGAUUGAAGAAGAUGUGGCUCAGCACACCACUGGUGACUUCCGCAAGCUCCUGGUUGCUCUGCUGACCUCGUUCAGAUAUGAAGGACCGGAGGUUAACACACAUCUGGCAAAAUCAGAGGCUAAGAUACUUCAUGAGAAGAUCUCAGACAAGGCUUAUGCUGAUGACGAUCUCAUUAGAAUCAUCGCUACAAGGAGCACAGCACAGCUCAGUGCCACACUCAACACCUACAACAAUGAGUAUGGUCAUGCUAUUACCAAGGAUCUUAAGGAGGAUCCUAAGGAUGAUUACUUGAAGUUGCUAAGGGCAACUGUCAAGUGCCUGACCUGCCCUGAGAAAUACUUUGAGAAGCUCCUUCGUCUUGCUAUAAACAAGAUGGGAACAGAUGAAUCAGCUCUAACAAGAGUUGUCACCACCCGGGCUGAAGUGGACAUGCAGCGCAUCAAGGAAGAGUAUUAUCGCAGAAACAGCGUUCCCCUUGAUCAUGCUAUUGCUAAGGACACUCGUGGAGAUUACGAGAAAAUGCUGAUUGAGCUGGUUGGUUCUGAGAAUGCUUAAACAUCUACCUGAGGAUGGUGAUUGCUCCGGUUGAGACUUUAUGUUUUGUACUAGCCACUGUUAUGGUUGGAUUUUGCUGUUUUAUUGUACUUCCAAAAUCAGGUUGAAUAAAAGAUUGAGUAUAUGGGUUUUAAACUUCUAGUCCAAUUGAGAAUCUGAGACCAAUGUACAUCAGGCAAGAGAAGGUUGAGUUUGACUGUUUGAGCUUA
Molecule: messenger RNA, 1409 nt
Organism: Chenopodium quinoa (quinoa)
Lineage: Eukaryota; Viridiplantae; Streptophyta; Magnoliopsida; Caryophyllales; Amaranthaceae
Product: annexin D2-like
Exons: 5
Coding region: 250-1200 (316 amino acids)
Cellular component (GO): cytoplasm; cytosol
Molecular function (GO): calcium ion binding; calcium-dependent phospholipid binding
Source: RefSeq, a predicted model, not a curated record